This is a messenger RNA of Chiloscyllium plagiosum (whitespotted bambooshark), 2853 nucleotides long. It is a transcript of the gene slc25a21, whose product is annotated as solute carrier family 25 member 21. NCBI's taxonomy places the organism in Eukaryota, Metazoa, Chordata, Chondrichthyes, Orectolobiformes, Hemiscylliidae. The record is from RefSeq and is a predicted model, not a curated record.
UACCACUCUCUCUGGGUAAUUGAUCCAAAUGCACCCUCACCAAUCACGCGACUCUUAUCAGGUUCUGUAAAGUUUCCAAUGCUUAUCGCGCAUUUCUGCUGUCACUCUCAAGUUCUUUGUACACUACCCAGUUUAAUGUCAAGCUAAUUUUCAGUCCCUCCCAAGGUCGGUAAUCUCCGCCCAUGCUGAUCUCAUGCUUUACCCCGGUACCGUUUUCGUGUGAGCAGCGUGUUUUCUUCGUGCUUUUUAAAAGUGAUCCUAUUUCAACACCAAAGCAAAAACCGUGAAAAAUGACGGUCAAAAGCCAGAGUUUAUUGCGAGAAGUCUUCCACCAGACAGUUGCCGGAGGGUCUGCGGGUCUUGUGGAAAUUUGUCUGAUGCAUCCCCUCGACGUGGUGAAAACCAGGUUCCAAAUUCAAAGAGGACAAGGUGAUGCCACCAGUUACAGGAGUCUUGGCCACUGCUUUAAAACAAUGUUUCAUCAGGAAGGGAUUCUUGGCUUUUACAAAGGAAUCUUACCACCCAUCCUAGCAGAGACACCAAAAAGGGCAGUGAAGUUUCUAACUUUUGAACAAUACAAGAAGAUAUUAAGUUAUGCCUCAUUGCCUUCUGGUGUGAUUUUUACAGUUGCUGGACUUGGAUCUGGACUUACCGAAGGUGUUGUUGUCAACCCUUUUGAAGUGGUCAAAGUGAGCUUACAAGCUCAACGGAAUUCUUUUUCAGAGCAACCAUCCACAUUUGCUUAUGCACGUGAAAUAAUUCGAUCUCAGGGUUUUGGACUCAGGGGCCUGAACAAGGGACUGACAGCAACAUUGGGUCGUCAUGGUGUUUUUAACAUGAUCUAUUUUGGAUUUUACUUCAAUGUGAAAAGUAUUAUUCCUGUAAAUAAGGACCCAGCAAUGGAGUUCUUGAGGAAACUUGGAAUUGGAUUCUUGUCUGGAACGUUUGCUUCUUGUGUUAAUAUACCUUUCGAUGUUGCAAAAAGCAGAAUCCAAGGACCACAGCCUAAACCAGGAGUGAUAAAAUACAAAACCUGUAUUAAUACCAUCAGUACUAUCUAUAGGGAAGAAGGAUUCUUUGCAUUGUAUAAAGGCUUGGUACCUAAGAUCAUGCGCCUAGGACCAGGAGGUGCAGUUAUGCUCUUGGUUUAUGAAUAUUCAUUUGCUUGGCUUCAGGAAAACUUCUGAUUCAAACAGAACAAAAUAUUGCUGAAACAUUUGUAUUUUCUUAUGAAACCUCAUGUUACAGCCCUAAAUAAAUUUUAAUAAACAUGCAUUUUUAGCGGACAUUUAUCAGAAUCUGCAUUCAAAGCAAACAAAAUUAUAUCAUUGUAAAGUAUUUUAUCAUGUCAAUAAAUUAAUCGAACAUGAUUAACUGAAAAGUACAAUUUUUACAUCUAAAUAAAACAAAUACUUUGUAAUUCACAAUUUUUAAUUUAGAUAUGAUAUAAAAAUAAAAGGCUUUAUUACACAUAUAUACAGGUAAAGCCUAAUGAUUUACACCCUUUAAAUUUUUUUUUUACAUCCAUCUUGAACUUUAUUCCGGAACAGGUUUUAUAGAAGGUUUUGAUGAGACUGAGAAAAUAGCUGAACCUAUUUCUUUACAGAAACUUGAUAAUUAGCAUACUUUAAAAAAGUUAAAGUUUCAACAUAAAUUGAUGACAGAUUAUUUAUGCUUUAUGAGGAUUGCAGAUUUUUUUUGCUGCACAAUUAGCAGUUAUGACCUAAUUUACUGACUUUUCUAGAUUAAGUGAUAAUUAUAAUUAAAUACAUUUUAUAGGCAUUCUUUUUACCACUACCAUUGUCCUCACAAAUAAAAAUGAUUAUUUACAUGGAUGUAAACUUCACAGCAAGCUGAUGUACAUUCAUUUCAAACAGAAACAUUUUUGAAGUUAUCAGGAAAAUAUGUUAACAUUUUCACCUGAAUUGUAGGGUCAAUGCUGUAGCAUCAGCUAGAGCAGAAGUUGCUUUUCACAGUGGUUAUGCUACAAGUCCAUGAUUUGAGUCCAUUUAAAGCUUUCACAUGAAGCUUGAACUUUCUGAUCAACUUCUUAAAGAUUUUGUUCAGGUCUUCAAAUAACUAACUUUAUACCCUAGCUGUAUUUGACCCUGUGAGCCUGCAUAGGAUCCUGUAGAUUUACUUGGAGGGCUGGUUGACUUUGUAUCCUCUGCUGAAGAAAGAAAAUGUCCUUCAUAAAACAUGCGAACCUUCUACUGUAAGUACAUAAAGUAAUAAAAUAGUCCAGUUUUUCAAGUGUCUGGGCAUUUUGCCAUCGAUAAUGUGUUUUCCAGAAACCCAACAGUUACAGUCAGGGAGAAAAGUCUUACACAAUAUUACAAAAAUAAAUCUUGCCAUUUUAUUUGUAUUUACAAAGAAGAAUGCCUCUAUUCCAUAAUUAAUUUUCCCACAAUCAAUUAUUGCCUGACUAAUUAAUUAAAUUACAAUGCUUUGCCUCAUUCUGUAGGUCCAAUUACUUAAAUGUUACUUCAUUAACAGAAGGUAGUACUAUCUACAUAAAACAUACAUAUUCAUUUUUAGUUUUGCAGAGUGAACCACUUGGGUUCAAGUUUUCAAUUGAAUUGUAAGUCAUGGUGCUAAGGUUCAUGAGGAUUUUCUUCAAAACCCUUGACAGUGUUUCCCUCCAAAUAUCUCAUAAACAAUGCAGCACUUUAUUGAAUUGUUCUCAUAAAAUAAUCUGAAUGAAUAAUAGAUACAUUGGAUAUUUUCCCAAUAAUCAGCAUAAUUUAUGCAAAGUGUUUUAGAUACGCUAGUGUUUUUAAAAACUGAGCUUGAAUCAAGAAAAUAAAAUUGUAAAUGACCUGGGGUACUUGUGACAAGUUUAACUAAUCAGUC